GUGGCGCGCGCGCGCUCAAGCCCCGCCUCCCCUCCCCCUCACGUCCAUUCAGCGAGCGCGCCUGUGUGCGUGCGGCCGCCUCCUCCACCUCCUCCUCCUGCCGAGCGCGCGUGCGCCUGAGUCUGUCUGUCUGUGUGUGCCUGACUGAGGGUAUGAAGCCGGGCGCUGUCGUAGCGGCCGCCGACCCCUGAGGAGGCCCUGCCGGAGAGGAGCUACUCGAGUGAGCCAAGCCAGCGAGGCUCUCGCCGCCUCCGCCCCACACACGGACGGACGGGCUGCCGACUACUCCGCCCAGGCAGCCUUGCCCAUCCCGGCCGCCGCCGCCAGAGCAGCCAUUUUGUGCCUCCCCUUCCUUCCUCCUUUCCUUCCUCCCCCCUGCCUCUCUCUUCUCCUCUUCCUCAUCUGCCGCCGCCGCCUCGGCCUGUACGUGAGCGGUGCCGGUGCCGAGGGGAAAAGAAGCGGCCGGGGCGGAGGCGGCGAGGCGAGGGCGGGCGAGGCCUGUGGAGGCGGAGCCUGGCGAGGGAGGGGCGGGCGCGCGGCGCGGGGGGGCCCCCAUGGCGAAGAAAACCUACGACCUGCUCUUCAAGCUGCUGCUGAUCGGCGACUCGGGCGUCGGCAAGACCUGCGUCCUUUUCCGCUUCUCCGACGAUGCCUUCAACACCACCUUCAUCUCCACCAUCGGGAUAGACUUCAAGAUCAAAACAGUUGAAUUGCAAGGAAAGAAGAUCAAGCUACAGAUAUGGGACACGGCAGGGCAGGAGCGGUUUCACACCAUCACCACCUCCUAUUACCGAGGUGCCAUGGGAAUCAUGCUAGUGUAUGACAUCACCAAUGCCAAAAGCUUUGAAAACAUCAGCAAAUGGCUCAGAAACAUAGAUGAGCAUGCCAAUGAAGAUGUGGAGAGGAUGCUGCUAGGAAACAAAUGUGAUAUGGAUGACAAGAGGGUGGUACCCAAAGCAAAAGGGGAACAGAUUGCAAGGGAGCACGGUAUUAGGUUUUUCGAAACUAGUGCAAAAGCAAAUAUAAACAUUGAGAAGGCAUUCCUCACAUUAGCAGAAGACAUUCUUCGAAAGACCCCUGUAAAAGAGCCCAACAGUGAAAAUGUAGAUAUCAGCAGUGGGGGUGGUGUGACGGGCUGGAAAAGCAAGUGCUGCUGAAUGUGCCCCCCCUCGCCACGCACCACCCUACGGCCACCACCGCCCUUCCUCCUCUUGCUGGGGAAUAAACCACUUCGCCCAUUUUUAACCUUCAAUAUUUUUUGUUCCUCAUCUUAACAUGGCUCCACCUUUCUUUUGUUCUUCUGUUUAGGGAGAGCUCGCUGACUAUAAUUUUCUUGAAACUGUAUUAAAAUCAUGUCUGACUUUUUUUAAUGUACCAGCUCAACUCGGCAUCACAUUCUGGUUGUAUCAUAGCCCAGUCUUAACAUUGAAACUUAGAGCAAUCAUUUCAGCUCCAGUUUGCAAAUUGUACAAGAAUAAAACUUAGCAUUAACAGUUUAUUUUGUACAACAAGUGGGGUUUUGUUAUGAACACUGUGCUUAAGUCACCAUAUUUGCAUCGGUAAAAAAAAUCAUUCGCCUUGAACAUGUGAAUGGGGUUUAUUUUGUCCUGUGCCUUACAUGGAAAGGAGCUUCUCCCCCUCCCCCCCUUUCCCUGUUCUGGUGGAAGGAAGACAGAUUUUCCAUCCACACUUGACUACGCCACAUUUGAAAUACUAAACUCUCCUGUGAUGACUUUACUGUGAUUGAAGUAGUUAAUUACAGAGAAAGGGGUUAGAGCAAGAUACUCCAGUCUGCUUGGUGUCGCCUUUCCUGGGGGAAGGGAGGGGCUUUCAGUGCUGACCAGUUGAUCCUGCUGCCAUUUUCUUUCUCUUUAGCAGUUUUCCUUUUUUUUUUGCUUGCAUGCUGGUUUUAAUUUUUAUUUUUCUUUUAUUUUAUGGUGUGAUGUGUUAAGGGAUGGCAAUACAGUAUGUUUGCCAAAUUUAAUUCAAAGCACUGAUCACGGAUUCUAGCUUUCUGAGGUAAAACGUGAAGUAUCUACUAACCUUUGUGUAGCAAAUGUCAGGCCAACUACUAUUUUCCCCCUCCCUCCUGCAUAGUUAUUGGAGUUCAUGGUAUGGAAGAGUUAAUUGCAUGCACUAGUUUCCUGUGGAGGGUGCUGAUGAUGUGGCUGUUGUCGAUCUUUAUGUAUGACUCUGCCACGUUGUUCCCAAAUUUACAGCUAUUGAUAAGAAUUUGGUUCUCUUUGCUGCUCCAGGCAGGUGACUCGGUAGCCUAGUAAAUAUUUAAAAUAGAGGGUCGGGGAAAGAGGGCAGGUGAGUCAAAUGACCACACCCCUAGAAUGCUCUCCUUCUGUGUUUGAGUUCUUCACAAUAAAAAUCCCUUGUUUACAACCCUGGGCAAUUGUAACUUCUUUCACCUGAUACUGAAGAAUGGCGGGCAAAAGCAGGCAUCUCUUGGUGAGUUUGUGUGUUUGCUUUUGCACAGCAGACAGCCACGCUCUUGUUUUGAAGGUUCCUUGGGGAUGGGACUUGCUUUUCCAGUUUGCUCCCUUUCCUUUCGUUCUGGCUCUGCAGUGAAUGCCAAUGAGACACCUGUGUUGAAACAGUGGAAGGGUGUCCUGCCCUUCUGGCAGAGCUGAGGAGCCAGGGGACAAGAGCUGGUUCCUCUGGAGACACGUGCUGAAUCGGGUGCCUUGCUGGGGCAGCAUUCUUCCCACCAUUAGGCCUGCCCAUAAACGCAGCAGGAGGACUUGGGCAGCAAAGAGUAUCCUGUGGCCUCCUCCUUCCCAACCCCCAGUGUACUCCCAGAGAUCGGCUUGAGGCUGCACUUUUGCACUUGUUUUUAGGAAACACCCUCUACUAAUUAAAUCAGCUGAUGAUGCUGACUUUAAUUUUAAAUUUAAAAAAUGAAAGUUUUGGCGCUCUAGCCUUGCUCUGGUGUCAUCUGCAUAGUAACUUACCCUAUCUACUUCCCCAUCCACUCCCAUCCACCUCUCUCUCUGUCUCUUGCUGUGCUUGUUAACCUUUCCCAGCUGAGUGGCUGUUGAAGCAAAGGCAAAACCCAGGUGACUUAAGGGGACAAAUCAGUGCAGUUUUGUUCCUUGCAUAAUGAUGUACUGAUUCGUGUUGUAAAUAGAAAUGGCUACCUUUUCAGACCUGCACUUUCUAGCGUUAUCAAAAAGAAAAGGGAAUAUGGAGUAUGCAUCAAAAGAUUUUUUGUAUAAUCUUUGUUUAAAACGUGCGCUUCUUAUUUGCUUCCUGGGGCUUGGCCCAUCCUGCCCGAGUCGCUUUGAAAUCCUUUGUAAAAGCUCCUUUGUGUUCAUUAAGCACCAAGCAGUUACAAACAAAACAGGCCACUCUCUGGUACUACUAGACUAAAAAUUCGUAUUCUACUUAACAAGUUAAAUAAACUCAAAUAUUUCUA
This is a messenger RNA of Rhineura floridana, 3424 nucleotides long. RefSeq names its product RAB10, member RAS oncogene family (gene RAB10). Gene Ontology annotation, cellular component: insulin-responsive compartment; recycling endosome; Golgi apparatus. Lineage: Eukaryota; Metazoa; Chordata; Lepidosauria; Squamata; Rhineuridae. Gene Ontology annotation, molecular function: GTP binding; GTPase activity. The transcript is spliced from 6 exons. The record is from RefSeq and is a predicted model, not a curated record. Gene Ontology annotation, biological process: cellular response to insulin stimulus. Bases 555 to 1157 code for a protein of 200 amino acids.